Messenger RNA from Trametes versicolor FP-101664 SS1, 1598 nucleotides. RefSeq names its product carboxylesterase. NCBI's taxonomy places the organism in Eukaryota, Fungi, Basidiomycota, Agaricomycetes, Polyporales, Polyporaceae. The transcript is spliced from 9 exons. The coding region runs from base 30 to 1598 and encodes 522 amino acids. The record is from RefSeq and is a predicted model, not a curated record.
CGCUGACCUCACGAACUUGAGAGACGGAGAUGUCUCGAGUUCACUUGCAAGAAGAGCUAGCGCAAUCGGGCGCGAAGGUCACCGUAGAGACGCAGCAUGGCACCAUCCGCGGUCGCCGCGCAGCUAAUGGAGCUGCGGUCUUCCUGGAGGUGCCAUACGCACUGCCGCCUGUGAGGUUCGCGGACCCUGUCCCUCUCCCAGCAGACUUUCGAUACGAAGAUAAGGAAUACAUCUUGGAAAGCAAAUAUGCUGCCCAGCCGAAGAAUGACGGACAAGCUGCAGGCAUACCAUUCGAGGACAAGGUUGGGCUUGGCGAGCCUAGCGAGGACCCGCUGUUCGUGAACAUCGUCGCGCCGCCCUCCUUCCCGGCCCAAGGCAACUUUCCCGUGAAGGUUUAUAUCCACGGAGGGUUCCUGCAAUUCGGGUCCCCGCACGGCCUGAGCGCGCAGGCACAAUUCGUCGCAGCAGAGCGCGGCGAGGUCUGGGUCAACAUAGGCUACCGGCUCUCAGCGUUUGGCUUCCUCGCCAGCGACGAGCCGAAGAUCGACGGAAACUUUGGGUUCAAGGACCAGUGGCUCGCGUUGCUUUGGAUCCGCGAUAAUAUCAAGGCGUUCGGCGGAGAUCCCGACAAUGUUCAGAUCACUGGGUUGUCCGCAGGCGCGCAUUCCGUGCACCAGCUGCUGCACCAUGCAUCUCGCCUUCCCGAUGGCGAAAAGGCGCCCUUCCAGACGGCCAUAUUAGAGUCUAACGCGAUCGUCACGACGCCCAAGACCCCUGCCGAAUCCCGUCCCCAGUUCGAAGCAUUUUGCCGCUCACUGCUUCUCGACGCCAAGUCCCCCGACAUCCUCGCCACGCUGCGGGACACCCAUCGCGUGCCCUGGUCUGCAAUCACCUACGCGAUCGAGAACGACGCGCUCGGCGCCGUGUACGGUACCUUCCGCGGUGCCUGGGAGCCCUCUUGGAUCGGGGCCUCGGAUACUAUGGAGUGGCAGCGCACGGGCGGGUUCGCGGCGGGCCUGAAGGCGCAUGGGGUGCGCGCGGUCGUCGUUGGGGACCUCACCGAGGAGUGGUACAUCUACUCGCUCUCGCACCCCGUGAAAGUGCCCGGGGACAUCGAGGUCAGCCUCGAGCGGUACUACAGGGCAGAGGUCGUACACAAGAUGCUGGAGGUGUACGGGAAGCUACCGACGGACUCGGAGGAGGUGAAGAAGGUAUUUGGAAGGCUGUUGGCGGAGGGGCAGGUCCAUCUGCCUGUGAGGCUGCUUGCGCGCGAUUUGGUGAACGCAGGCUAUCCGGUGGUGAGGUACGAGAUUGCGUGGACGCCAGAGCAGGUUCGGCCGUUCGGCUAUGUUACACACGGCACUGACCGUUCGCUGUGGAUGAUCCGGUUGCCCAUCCUCGAAGGCGACCAGGUCGGCAUCGCGCGGAAAUGGGUCUCCACGAUCGCCGACUACGUGAAGCGAGCGGAGGAAGGCCACGGAAUAGCGGAUGCUAAGGUAGUGCUCGGGUUGACGAAAGAGAAGGAAAUUAAGGAGAAGCCGGAUGAGUUGUGGGAUGAGUAUAUGCUGUUGCGAACGACGCUCCCGGGAGAGGAGUAG